AUGGUCAUGGACAAGGACGUCGUCUCCUCCCCGUCGUCGUCGGUCGCAGAGCUCAAUGCCUGUGUGUCCACCAAUGCCCAUCACCACCGUCCUACCACCAAAGAAACAACCUUCCGAGAAUGGGUGGUUGCCAACCAGAUCGGGAUUUCGUUGACAAUUCUCUUGAUGCUAUUGGCAGUCCAUCAUCUCUAUCCUUCGCUCCGUCCAUACACCACUCCUUUUUUCCAGCUAUCUUAUUACCAGCCUGAGCAGGGCCAUUACGUUCAAGGCUGGGAUGAUAUUUACUUCGUUGCCAGUUCGGCAAUCGCUUUCACGGCCAUCCGGGCCAUUACCAUUGACUGGAUCCUCCAGCCGAUUGCGAGACGUGCGGGAUUGAAACGGAAAGCGUCGGUUCGGUUCGCCGAGCAAGGGUGGGGGUGGCUGUACUAUGGGUUUUUCUUGUCGUUUGGAAUGUACAUUUGGUCGCAUUCGUACUACUGGCUCGACAAUGGCGCCAUCUGGGCGGAGUGGCCGUCUCGCGGCGUUUCAGGCACUCUGAAAUGGUACCUUCUGGUGCAACUCUCGUUCUGGAUACAACAAUUCUUCGUAAUCAAUAUUGAGGAGCGGAGGAAGGACCAUUACCAGAUGUUGAUCCACCAUAUUAUCACCAGUACCCUUCUGACAUCCGCCUAUUUCUAUAGCUUCUAUAAUGUUUCUAAUGUGGUGCUGUGCUUAAUGGAUAUCGUUGAUCUUCUUCUGCCGACGGCCAAAAUCCUCAAAUACUUCAAAUAUGAGGCCACCUGUAAUGUCGCUUUCGGUGUAUUUAUGGCUGGGUGGCUUCUCACACGUCAUAUCAUGUACCCAAUACUGUGCUGGUCUAUCUUUAAAGAGGUACCUGCCAAGAUGGCGUAUGGCUGCUACUCGGGCACUACCGCAGAAAUGAUUUCCACCGAUGGCUACCCCAACAAGUUUACCUACCUCUUCUAUCCCUUCCUGGACCUCGAUGGCCCUAUCUGCAUGAACCGUACGAUCAAGUGGAUCUUCCUUUCGUUUCUACUGGCGUUGGAGGUGUUGUCCAUCAUCUGGUUCACCAUGGUCGUGCGCGUGGCCGUGGGCGUUCUCCGUACUGGAAACGCCGAAGAUACCCGCAGCGAUGACGAAGACGAAGAGGUCUACGUGAGACGCAAGGACAGUCCGAAUGGCGGCGUUAACCCUACCGACAACGCCAGUGUCGAAUGGCGCAGAGCGAACGGGUCCUCUACCGUUCGGCCUCGAGGACGUGGACGGGUCCGACUCGGAGAGCAGAGUGAUCAUAGGGCAUUACUAGGACGAAUCGGCUGUGAGAAACCGACUUAG
Messenger RNA from Aspergillus tanneri, 1335 nucleotides. Its product is annotated as putative longevity-assurance protein (LAC1). The transcript is spliced from 4 exons. Bases 1 to 1335 code for a protein of 444 amino acids. Gene Ontology annotation, molecular function: sphingosine N-acyltransferase activity. Gene Ontology annotation, biological process: ceramide biosynthetic process. The record is from RefSeq and is a predicted model, not a curated record. NCBI's taxonomy places the organism in Eukaryota, Fungi, Ascomycota, Eurotiomycetes, Eurotiales, Aspergillaceae. Gene Ontology annotation, cellular component: membrane.